AUGCCCCUCGUCCCCACUACAACUAUACUCUCGGUUGCAGCCUGCUUAGUAAGACUACCGCUAUCGCAAAAGAUCCACUCGGCGCCUAACCUCCGUGAUGCCGAUAAUUCUUCCUCCGCCGUGAUCGUGACCCGGCGAUCCGCCUCCGACUCUAUUGAAGAUCCGACGCCGCCGACUCCUCCGAUUGAGCUUCAAUUCCUUGAUUCCAGAUCAAAAAAUUUGUCUCCACUACCGUCCAAUCCAUCACGACCGACCCUAAGCUCCACGAAUUCGUCCUCCUCGACAUCAGGUUCAUAUUUUACCGCUCACAAGCUGUCACGUCGACAGCGCAUAAUUCAUACGAUGGCGGUGCAUCAGUGGACAAGACAAGAAAAGUUCAAGCGCGGUGUUUGGGCUGUUGCCUUUGCAGCAUGCAUUUUUGCCGGCACCAUCACGGGCGCACAACUAAAGACAGACAACGAGAAGAAAGAGGCAAUUCAAGAGUUUCGGGCGACAUCCCCCAACGAGCAAAUAGCUGCUCUCCUAUCCCAACGAAAAACUUUGGUAUCACAGAAGGCUGUUCUCCAAAGGAAAAUGGAUGACUUCGAAGUCCGUGUCAAGGAACGCGAGGCUGAGAAGGCAAGAGAAAAGGAAAGCCCAUGA
This is a messenger RNA of Fusarium oxysporum Fo47, 642 nucleotides long. RefSeq lists its product as uncharacterized. The record is from RefSeq and is a predicted model, not a curated record. Bases 1 to 642 code for a protein of 213 amino acids. Lineage: Eukaryota; Fungi; Ascomycota; Sordariomycetes; Hypocreales; Nectriaceae. The transcript has 3 exons.